Messenger RNA from Halteromyces radiatus, 716 nucleotides. Its product is annotated as inorganic phosphate transporter Pho88. The transcript is spliced from 3 exons. Bases 57 to 638 code for a protein of 193 amino acids. The record is from RefSeq and is a predicted model, not a curated record. Gene Ontology annotation, cellular component: mitochondrion; endoplasmic reticulum. Gene Ontology annotation, biological process: protein targeting to ER. Lineage: Eukaryota; Fungi; Mucoromycota; Mucoromycetes; Mucorales; Cunninghamellaceae.
AGUAGGUUAACUUCUUUUUCUCUCUGUUCUUAUUUGAAUACAACGUUUAUUCUAUAAUGCCAGAUCUGAUCUACUUUGUUAAUCAUCCAUUGUUCAAUGUUAUCUUUUUCAUGAUUGUCAAAUAUAUGACCAAGAAUAUACCUUUAGAAGAUCCCUCUAUUAUAUCCUUGAUUAGGAACAUCUAUCUUGCAGCACAAGCGGUCAUCCUCGGUUUGAAUUACUGGCUUAUUGCAGUUGUAAGAAAGAAAAAUGACCAAACCAUACUUCGAUACAUUGAACCUGGACAGCAAGGAUGGGAUGGAUCUACUGGACCUGAUCAAUUGAUUAACACAACAUUUAUGGAUUAUGAUAUAGCAGAAAUCAAAAAGGGAAUCAAGCAAUCAUUUACAGGCAUAAUGAUGAUUGCCUUCCUUCAUCUUCAAUUCCACUAUAUUCAACCUCUUAUCUUACAUUCUAUUAUGGGGUUUAAGACCUUUUUUAUGUCCAAAGAAGCAAGGAUACAUCUGUGGCAAGGUAGAACGACUAGUGGCGAAUUACGACGACCUUUUAGGACCGAAUCUCCUUUUGGUUUAUUCAUCCCUGAAAAUAGGCAACCUAGAAUAGCAUCAAGAAAAGAAAGAUCAAGAAAAGUGGAAUAAUUUAGUAUUAUAUAUAGAUUGUUUUAUUGAUUAAAAUAUAAUAAUAAUAAAAAAAUAAGGUUGAUAUAUAAGAAGAAA